GUUGAGAUGGCACCGUUCGUAUAAAGGCCCCCUAUAUCGUCGGCGGCAAAGGCGAGAGUGCAAAACAGCCGAUCGAUUACGAAAACCCGAAGCCUACUUCGCGGAGCACUUAAGAAAUCACUUUCACCCGUGACUACUUUGGAUGCUUUCACGGCCUCUAUUUCAAAAGCAUCACAGGAUGGGUGUCACUACAGCUCAUUCAAGAGAUAGACUAUUCGCCAAUUCGGCGUCUUCAUCAGCUGCUGGGAGUGUUGGCGUGCGCCGAUCGCCUGCCCCGAUCAUUGACAUUGGUGUCAAUCUGGCCGCCAAAGCCUAUUCUCCGUCCGCCCUACCCGCCAUCUUUUCCCGUGCAGCUGAGGCGGGCGUGACGCAUUUCCUCAUCACGGGUACCUCGCUCCGAGGAUCCAAGGACAGCAUAGCACUCUGUAAGGCCUUCUCCCCCGGCGGGCAGCGACAUGCUGAGGCUGGCGGCGUCAAAGUGGCGGCCACGGCGGGCGUGCACCCCCAUGAUGCGCAACGCGCUGCAAGCCAAAAGGGCUGGGUCGCCCAUCUUCGUACAAUGAUCGAGGAGAACACCCACUGCGUCAUGGCUAUUGGAGAGUGUGGCUUAGACUAUAAUCGCAUGUUCUCACCUAAGCAAGUGCAGCUCGACGUCUUUCGCGCGCAAAUGACCCUCGCAGCACAGGUUAGGUUGCCGGUAUUCCUCCACUGCAGAGACGCAUUCGAGGACUUUGCUGCCAUCCUUGCUGAGCCAGAGUACGCAUCCAUAAUAAAAGUUGUGCAUUGUCAUACCGACUCGGAUGCAAAACACCUCGACACGCUGCUGCAGCUCGGCGUGUACGUCGGAAUCACCGGAUGGAUCACGGACGACCGACGCGGUCGCGAGCUGGCUGAAAUCGUUGGGCGGAUACCGCUCGAAAAGCUCAUGAUUGAGACGGACGCGCCUUACUUGCUGCCACGCAAUAUGCCGCGACCCUGGCCGUCAAAUAACGAGCCGGCAUACCUGCCGUGGGUGCUCAAGAAGGUGGCCGAGUGCUACGGGAUAUCGGAGGUGGAAGUCGCGAAUGCAACAACGCACAAUGCCAAGACUGUGUUCAAGCCUCGGCCUAGGCAAUCAGCAGCUCCGCCACACUGAGAGCGCCAUCGAUGCUGUGACUGUAUCAGGAAUGCAUGAUGGUUAUGAUGCAUGCGUAUUAAACUUCGCAGCAAGAUUGUCUAUGGCUUUGGCCAGCUCCGAAAGCGCUGGCUAAAGCGCCGCCGGCUCCUGGGCUGGGCUGGAGGAUUCCCCCAUUGACUGUAACGGCCUGUCGUUCAUAAUAU
This is a messenger RNA of Tilletiaria anomala UBC 951, 1320 nucleotides long. RefSeq lists its product as uncharacterized. The record is from RefSeq and is a predicted model, not a curated record. Bases 179 to 1135 code for a protein of 318 amino acids. Gene Ontology annotation, cellular component: cytosol. The transcript has 3 exons. Gene Ontology annotation, molecular function: single-stranded DNA 3'-5' DNA exonuclease activity. NCBI's taxonomy places the organism in Eukaryota, Fungi, Basidiomycota, Exobasidiomycetes, Georgefischeriales, Tilletiariaceae.